UUACACUAGACUCCUAUCAGAAAAGGGGGUGGGGGAUAGAGAAAUCCGAACGGUCCAGGAAAAAGUAGAGAGCAUGGUGCAGCUCAUUGAAGAGAUGGACGAGGUCGUCCGAGGUAAACAAGAAGAAAAGCAAGACCUCGAGUCGAUGAGCAAAACGGUUCUUAACAUCUCCCAAGUCAACAAGGAGAUUGGGGAAGCUGAUGCUCAAGUUGAGAGAAUCAUAUCUCAGCAACAAUCAAGCGGCACAGUCCGAAGCACACAAGAGAUCCACGAACUCCAGGACAGAUGUACUGAGCAGAUGAAAGCAAUCAAGAAUGGCAUUUCCAAAUUGUCGAGUGAGAGGCAACGCUUGCGAGACUUGAUAAAUUCGUUAGAGCUAGAGCGAAGUCGAUUAAGUAACAGUAUUAGUAACGCUGCUCGGCAACUUGAGAGGAAGAAAAGCUUCCAAGACCAAAUCCAGGCUCAGAAGGACGACAUGAGCAAGCAGAAAGAAGCGAUCCAGGAAGCGGACAGGGAAUUGGGGUUAGUUGAGCCAGAGAUCGCUAAAGCGAAAGCUAUCAGAGAAGAUACUCUACAGCGAGGACGUGCCAAAGAAAAGAAGGCUGCCGAAGAGCGAGAUGGGCUUGCAGCUUCGGUGAAUGAGCUGAAGUUAAUCAACAACGAUAUACAGGCAUAUCUGGAUCGCGGUGGACCGUCACUGCUCGCCGCCAACGAGCGAGCGAUCCAGUCCCUGGAUACAGCCAUCAAAAAUAUCGAAAAAGAUAUGAAUGACCUAACUGCGCGUACCAACAAGAUCAAAGAAGAAAUUGACAAUAGCGAAGGGAGAAAGAAGAAUAUCAUGGAUAAUCUGACCUACCGCAAGACUCUCCGAGAAGUGAAUCAGUUCAAGCGAGAGAUUGAGGAGCUCGAGUCUCGUAAUGCAAACGAAGAUUACGAACGACUUGAUCACGAAGCAAAAGAAUGGGAAUCGCGUCGACAUAGACUGAAUGCAGAGAAGGGUGUUAUGAUGGGUACGAUGAGAACAAAGGACAACACACUCGCACGCCUCCUUGUCGAGUGGGAGACCGACUAUGAAGAUGCAGCUAGGAAGUAUCGCGAGACACACAUCAAAGUCGAGACCACUAAGGCAGCGAUUGAGGACCUAGGAAAGUAUGGCACAGCACUCAGCAAUGCCAUCAUGCGAUAUCAUGCCCUCAAAAUGGAAGAAGUGAAUCGGAUCGCAGGAGAGCUAUGGCAGGGAACAUACCAGGGCACAGACAUCGAUACAAUCCUAAUCAAGUCAGAUACUGAGGUGUCGGGGCGCAGUACAUACAACUACCGCGUGUGCAUGGUGAAGCAAGACACAGAGAUGGACAUGCGCGGCCGGUGCUCAGCCGGACAAAAAGUGCUGGCCAGUAUCAUCAUCCGGCUGGCCCUCGCCGAGUCGUUUGGCGUCGGGUGCGGGCUCAUCGCCCUCGACGAGCCCACCACAAAUCUUGACCGCGACAACAUCCGGUCGCUAGCCGAAAGUCUCCACUCCAUUAUCAACGCCCGCAAGGCCCAAGCCAAUUUCCAACUCAUCGUCAUCACCCACGACGAGGAGUUCCUGCGUCAUAUGCGCUGCUCAGAUUUCUGCGACCAUUUCUACCGUGUCAAGAGAAAUGACCGCCAAACUAGCAUUAUCGAGCGCGAGAAUAUAUCGACGGUUGUUUAAAUGAGGGUGGGAAGUGCUGGUUAUUUGUAGUUUAAAGAGGUAUUCUCCGAUACCUUGGUCUGAGAGGAAUAUAUGUGGUGUACAGUGAUAGGUACUAGGUAGGCGCCCUACUAUACCUAUUUUUGCUUCACUUCCAAGGUUUGCUUCAACUCAAAGGCUCUACAUAUAGGGGUUUCUCCCCCUGCUGCCUUUGCUGGAGUUAUUCGAGGAAAAAUGGAAAGUGAUGGAUCUUAGAAUGGGCUCGACGAAUGGAUGCUGAUGUAAUAACUCUGUACGAAGUAAGCCGCGGUACUUGGCUGGGACUUGUUAUGAGCUCCUCUGCAGGUAGGUAGGUUGUAGGUGUGCAUCUACUGCUCAAUCUGCAUACACUCACUCAGGGGAAAUGAUAUAUAGGUACCUAGGUUCACAUAAUGAUCAUGAUGAGGUAUAAAUAUAUACCUACCUACCUAG
Messenger RNA from Hypoxylon fragiforme, 2143 nucleotides. RefSeq names its product P-loop containing nucleoside triphosphate hydrolase protein. The record is from RefSeq and is a predicted model, not a curated record. Gene Ontology annotation, biological process: double-strand break repair; chromosome organization involved in meiotic cell cycle; telomere maintenance via telomerase. The transcript has a single exon. The coding region runs from base 74 to 1693 and encodes 539 amino acids. Gene Ontology annotation, cellular component: condensed nuclear chromosome; Mre11 complex. NCBI's taxonomy places the organism in Eukaryota, Fungi, Ascomycota, Sordariomycetes, Xylariales, Hypoxylaceae. Gene Ontology annotation, molecular function: double-stranded telomeric DNA binding; single-stranded telomeric DNA binding; G-quadruplex DNA binding.